Molecule: messenger RNA, 1224 nt
Organism: Sphenostylis stenocarpa
Lineage: Eukaryota; Viridiplantae; Streptophyta; Magnoliopsida; Fabales; Fabaceae
Source: the annotation of a GenBank genome assembly
AUGGCAAAGAUAAGGGAGAAGCUAUACGUCACCGUUCCGAGUCUCUUUCGGUGCCCAAUUUCCAUGGACGUGAUGCGGUCCCCCGUAAGCCUCUGCACCGGCGUCACAUACGAUCGCGCCAGCAUUCAGCGCUGGCUCGACUCAGGACACGACACGUGUCCAGCCACCAUGCAGGUUCUUCCCUCCAAAGACUUCAUCCCCAAUCUCACGCUUCACCGCCUCAUCCACCUCUGGCUCCUCUCCUCUGAGCCUCCCUCGCCGGAACCCUCCCCCGACAACCUUCGUUCCCUCCUCCGCCAAAUCCAAAACGCCGACGAUGACCUCGCCGUAACUCUCUCCAAAAUCGCUGAAUUCGCCACUAUCUCCGUCGAGAAUCGCCAGAAACUUGCCGCCUUCCCCGGCUUCGACUCCUCCGUCGUCCGCACGCUCGCCGGAUGCAGUUCGCGUAUCGACGCGUCGGAAAACGCGAUCUGCCUUCUCGACUCGGUUCUCCGGGAAAACGGAAAUCCAGAGAAAAUCCGAAGGCUGAUUCUCGACGCUCGCGAACAAUGCUUUGGUUCAAUGGUUUUCAUUUUGCGAAACGGAUCUGUAAAAUCGAAGAUUGAAACAGUCAGGGUUUUGGAGUUUCUCGCGAGCGAUUUUAAGUCCUCGAAAUUGAUCGCGGAGACGCAAGGAUUGUUGCCGUUGGUCGCGGGUUUUUUGAAGGACGGUGGAGAGGAGUUGAGCAACGCCGUUUUGUCGUUGCUCGGCGUCGUUUCGGUGACUCACUCCGCGAAGGUGGAACUCGUGAAUUGUGGUGUCGUCGAAUUUGUUUCGAAGUUGCUGCGAACGUGUUCGUCGGCGACGACGGCGGAGAGGUGUCUGAGGGUGCUAGCGGUGGUGGCGACGUGCGCGGAGGGGAGGGCAGCGAUUGCAGCCGAACCAUCGUGUGCGGCGGCGGUGGUGGAGAGAGUGACGAAGGCGGCCAAGGCCGCGGCGGAGGACGCGGUGGCGGUGCUGUGGAGCUUGUGCUGUUUGAGCGGUAAUGUGAAGGUGAGGGAUGACGUGGCAAAGCGAAACGGCGUCGCGGUGAUUUUAUUGGUUAUGCAAAGAGGGUGGGAGGAGCACGUGAGGAGCAUGUGUGUGGAUUUGAUCAAGGUUUUGAAGGGUGCGUGCGAGAACAACGGGUUGGGGUUGAAACUAGGAAGCUAUGACACCAAAACCACUCAUAUCAAACCUUGCUAG